Molecule: messenger RNA, 717 nt
Organism: Thyridium curvatum
Lineage: Eukaryota; Fungi; Ascomycota; Sordariomycetes; Thyridiales; Thyridiaceae
Exons: 1
Coding region: 1-717 (238 amino acids)
Source: RefSeq, a predicted model, not a curated record
AUGGCCUUUGCGAAACCCAAGUACGAUCCAAACCUCACGCAAGUCACCUUGCAAGCCAGGCUGGCUAUUUCCCCAACACUGUCACUUAGCAAGCCCGAUGCCACACUAGACAUCACUUUAGGGCUGCGCAUCAGCAACACCGCAUACUCCGGGGAGCCAGUGACUAUUCUCACCCAUCGAUCUGCUUUUGAGGUCUUUGGUGAUGAUGGCAUCGACAUGUUUGCGCGCGGCGCAUUUGGUGCAAUUCGAGCCUUGGAUAACGACAAUCAGCCUAUGGAUAAACAGAUCUCACUUGGCUUCUUUCGCGUCAAUGAGGUCGUGAAUAGCGACUCUCCUGAUCUGAGAGAGCGUGGUUAUCAGUUCCUUACCAUACCGGGGGAUGGCAGUGAGGUGGCUGUCACACACCGAUUGUCUUGGGAGCGAAUCUUUAAGUACGAGGAGAAGUUAUCCCGGCAUGACUUGACUCCAGGCGAGAGAUUCAGUAUCAGUGUCAAUGAGAGAUAUAUCGGUACCUCUUGGUGGUGUCUUGGGGAUCUCGAAGGCGUCCUCAGAGAUAAGAAGUUUCAUUCAUGGACAACGGACGAGUUUGGAGAGCAGCGGCCGGAUGAUAAUUUCCUUCGCAAGGGAAACUGGGCCCUGGGGAGAAACCCUAAAGAACUGUAUUGGGCAGUUGACAAAGUUAGCAAUGAGGAGGCGGUUUUCGAGAUAGUGGACUGA